This is a messenger RNA of Thyridium curvatum, 852 nucleotides long. RefSeq lists its product as uncharacterized. Lineage: Eukaryota; Fungi; Ascomycota; Sordariomycetes; Thyridiales; Thyridiaceae. The transcript has a single exon. The record is from RefSeq and is a predicted model, not a curated record. The coding region runs from base 1 to 852 and encodes 283 amino acids.
AUGGCAUAUCAAGGCCAACAUUGGCCCACCGAACAAGACCACUUGGUCUACGGUGUCGGUACCUGGCCUCGUUCCAUCCCGUAUCAAUCGAGCCUGCACGAGGAUGACACCGACAGCCAGGGUACCUCUACUACCGGCUAUGAGCAUGCCGAUGGCAGCCAGCAUCCGCAUCAAUCCAGUGCCGCUUCAUCGUGGACAACGGGAUCCGGUACAGCAUCGAACCAUGAUGGCUCGACAAGCACCGAAACGGACAUUGUGUGGUCAAUGCCGUCGUUGUCAUAUACUGCUGGGACCUCCAUUGGAUCAGACCCGCCGCUCAUGCCGGUUCCCCUUCAGGCCCAGCCCCAGCUCCCACAGGCACCAGGUCCUGCUGUGCUCUACUGCGAAAUCCCAGAGUGUCCGUGGUAUUUUGAUGCCAAGGAUGACUGGAUGAGCCACAUUAUCCACGACCAUUAUGGAGGUAACUGCCCGCCUCAGUGCAGCUGCCCGAUCUGCAACAAGCAAUUUGAUGCUUCGCGGACCCCUGGCAGUGAUGCAAAUGCCAAUUUUGUUCGGCGUCUCGAGCAUAUCAGCAAGCAUCUGGUGAAGGGCGAUGCUUGGGAGGCCCGAUAUGAGGACCACGAAACGAGAGACCACCCUGUGAGGUUGGCUGGAGACGACACCAUGCGGCCGAGAUUCCAUCCUGCAGAUUACACGUCUCCAAAGCAGGAAAAGAGGCACGAUGCUGAAAACAGCAGGAGGGUCGAUCAAAGAAAGGAAGACCAUCGUCGCAGGAAAGAGUCGGACAAGAGGGACAAGGGAGACAAGAAAGAUAAAGAAAAGAAAGACAGAAAAGACAAGAAGCGCCACUAG